AUGAACGGAAGUCAUGUUUCAAACCUCCUGCGACAUGACUGUGGUCUCGAGACCUUCGACGCCCGUGUCCACAGCACUCCUACAGUGGGACCUGAUGGAAGCGCCACGGUUCUGUUGCGACGGCACGGGCGGUUCAUAGAAGCCUAUCUCGAACCGGCUUUAGAAUACCGUGACAGCCUUCACCUGGCUCAGCGUCUUACUAAAGAGUCUCUUGUACGGGCAUGGGGCUCAUUGGCGAUCCAAAAUGGCGAUGCUGAAAAUGAAGUCGCUUCUCGGGCUACUAGAAUCAAGAUCACUAAGAUUCGCAUAUUGUCCGUGGCAAAAGAAGAUCUUCCGGACUGCGCGAGUCUUCAUGUGGCCUCUGCCAAGGACCUACCACCGAUCGAGUCACGAUUGAAUGACCGGCUCCUGGACGGUCGAGUUGCUGCAACGGCUGCCGUAUUCAGGCUCUUCUCGGGCGUUCAUGAGAUUUCGGUUCAGUAUCUGGCUCAGCAUGACUUCCAUCAUAUACCAACUCCGGCCUUCAUCGGCUACAGAUUUCCCGAGGAAGAUGACGAUUACUUCGCGCUGCAAUACUUUGACAAAACAGCCAGGUUGGCACCUACCGGUGAGAUAUAUCUAGGUAUGGCUCUUUCUGCCGACCUAGAGCGUGUGUAUGACUAUCAUACCGUUUUCCGCCGGGAGUCUGUUUCCGAUGGGCGGCAUUUGACCGAGUUCACGAUGCUUGAGCUCGUGAGCAACAUACGUCACGAUUGGACGGAAAUCCUCGAACUUGCGGAUAACCUUCUUGUUUCACUUAUCCGAUCCCUUCAAACGCAGGAGAAAUAUACGGCGCUGAUUGAGGCAGCAAAACGACUGUACCCCGCUGCGGGAACAUUCAAGCUGGGACUGAACAAAGAGGGGCGACUUCUACGGCUGCGAUUUGACAAAGCCAAACAGGUCCUUCGGGACCCGUUGGGUUUUAAGUCGAAUGACGAAGAUGAUCUCACGAGAGAGGAGGAGGAAGCCCUCGGCCGCUUCUUUGCAAGCGUUGAUUCAUCGUUGGGGCCUCCUACCGAUGUGUUUAUUAUUACACACUUCCCCCGGCAUUUGCGCCCGUGCAACGUGUAUCCAUCGGACGAUGGAGACAACACGAGCCAGUCUUUCGACAUCAUCAUGCGCGGGCAGGAAAUCGUUACAGGGUGCCGUUUGCUUCACUCUUACGAGGAUUUACGCAGUGCGUUCAUCAGUCGUCCGUAUCCCAUAGACCCCGACUCGCCUGAAUGGCGUCCCUACGUGAGAGCGCACGAGAUCGGCAUGCCGCCAUGGGGUGGAUUUGGACGUGAGUCUUUGUUUUCAUUUCCUGAACUGUUCCAUCAGCUCCACAUGCGUGUUACCCGACGUAGCUACACCUCUACGAGCUCGCCGUAA
Pestalotiopsis fici W106-1 is the source of this 1410-nucleotide messenger RNA. RefSeq lists its product as uncharacterized. The transcript has 3 exons. Gene Ontology annotation, molecular function: ATP binding; aspartate-tRNA ligase activity; RNA binding. Gene Ontology annotation, biological process: aspartyl-tRNA aminoacylation. The record is from RefSeq and is a predicted model, not a curated record. Lineage: Eukaryota; Fungi; Ascomycota; Sordariomycetes; Amphisphaeriales; Sporocadaceae. Gene Ontology annotation, cellular component: cytosol; cytoplasm; aminoacyl-tRNA synthetase multienzyme complex. Bases 1 to 1410 code for a protein of 469 amino acids.